Molecule: messenger RNA, 1077 nt
Organism: Onychostoma macrolepis
Lineage: Eukaryota; Metazoa; Chordata; Actinopteri; Cypriniformes; Cyprinidae
Exons: 5
Coding region: 46-750 (234 amino acids)
Molecular function (GO): protein binding
Source: RefSeq, a predicted model, not a curated record
GAGACAGAGAGACUCUGAGUCGAAAGACGCUCAUCCAGCCCUGCAAUGCCCAGUAGUACCCCAAGCACCAACGGAAUCAUGCCUGAAGUAAAGAAAGCAGGAAGAAAAGGAUCAAGAGCAGAAGCAAAUCCUGCAGAAAAGGCCCCACCAUAUGAACCCAACAUCGCUGAACCCAAUACUAGAGCUGAGCUGAUGAAAUACUGGAUAAAUCUCUCUCUGGAUGACAGAACUGCUCAGAAAAUGUUGUGGCUCUCAGAAGGUGGAGCCAAAGUGUCACGUAUGUCAGAGGAAGUGUGUCCUGUUCUAGACAGGCCAGAGAGAUAUGAACAUUCACCACAGGUGCUGUGUAAGGAGGGUCUUCUGGGCAGUCGUGGGUACUGGGAGGUGGACUGCGAGGGCUGGGUGGUGACUGGGGCAGCUUGUGAAAGCGCAGGGCGGAAAGCUAAGGAUGGCCCGUGUGGGCUGGGAGAGAAUGACCUGUCGUGGGGUGUGGGCUGGGCCGGAUCCUGCUACCAUGUCUGGCACAACGGAGAGAAUAUCGAAUUCCAGGCUCCCCUCUGUCCCACCAUCGGCAUCUACGCUGACCAGCCAGCUAGCAUCAUCAAGUUUUUCCUAGUCGAAGAUGGAGAGAACGGCUCCAAGGAGGUUAGACUGAUUCAUCGGUUUGCAACCGGUUUCAAGGAGAAGCUCUUCCCUGGUUUCUGGGUGGGCAGGAACUCCUACUGCUGGAUCCGAAAGAAAGAUCAGUAGGGGGUGAACACAUGAAGGAGGGGUUGGAAAGAAACAGGGUAAGGGUGAUGUAAGAAAGAGGAGAGGAAAGUUUGAGAAAGAGUCAUUGGUAGGGAGUAAGAUACAAAAGAAAGUUAUGUAACAACAUAAAUAAUACUACUGAAACUGUAAAUGGAGACUUGCAUUCUAAACCUGAAUCUGCCUGUUAGUAACCACUAGGUUGAUUCAAAAUGUAGUGUUUUAGUAUUUUAACCAGCAACCGAAUUGGUGUAGCAUUAAUCUUUAUACUAAUUAUUUUGAAUAGUCACUGUAUUCAUUUUAUAUUCCAUGUGAUGGCAAACGCAGAUA